Lytechinus pictus (painted urchin) is the source of this 6732-nucleotide messenger RNA. Its product is annotated as discoidin domain-containing receptor 2-like. Gene Ontology annotation, molecular function: collagen binding; ATP binding; protein tyrosine kinase collagen receptor activity. The record is from RefSeq and is a predicted model, not a curated record. Gene Ontology annotation, cellular component: plasma membrane; signaling receptor complex. NCBI's taxonomy places the organism in Eukaryota, Metazoa, Echinodermata, Echinoidea, Temnopleuroida, Toxopneustidae. The transcript has 14 exons. Gene Ontology annotation, biological process: multicellular organism development; protein phosphorylation; cell surface receptor protein tyrosine kinase signaling pathway. Bases 22 to 2667 code for a protein of 881 amino acids.
ACAUGCCGUUAUCCACUAGGUAUGAAUGAUAAGACUAUCAAGGAUGAACAACUCUCGGCUAGCUCCGUUUAUAUGAACAACACACUCUCUUUUGGACCGCAAAACGCAAGAUUACAUCUCAACCAGGGUGCUGGGGCCUGGUGCCCGGUCAAUGCCCAGCCGGAGUCCAGCGGUCACUAUGAGUACCUUCAGGUGGACCUUCUCAACCUAACGGUCAUCUUAGCCUUGUCCACGCAGGGUAGAUGGGAUACCGACUUUGGGAAUGAAUUUACGAGUCGUUUCAGGUUAGAGUUGUCCAGGGAUGGCGGCAAGACGUGGAUUCGAUAUGUGCAGAUGACAGGAGAAGAGGUUUUUAUUGGAAACCGUGACACCAACUCUCAGAUCACGGUCCAUAUCAGCCCUCCCAUCGUGGCCCAGGUCCUAAGAAUCAUUCCAGUGGUCCAGGUCCAAACACCAGUCUGCAUGAGGGUGGAACUGUAUGGAUGCAAAUGGCUGGACCAUUUGAAGUCGUACUCUAUGCCGAUUGGCGAUACCCGUGGAGACUAUGUGUUUGAGGAUGACAUGUAUGAUGGCUAUACUUUUGAGGGUCAGAGAAUGAACGGACUUGGUCAGUUGACUGAUGGAAUGCUCGGACAUAGUAACUAUCGCCUCAGUCCCUACAACGUUCCACAAGGAUACGAGUGGGUUGGUUGGCGAAACACUACCCACCCCAAUCCGGAGAUCAUCUUCGAGUUCGACUCGCUGCGCAACUUCACCAGCCUCGGAUUCCACGUCAACAACUACUUCACCAAUAACGUUGAGAUCUUUGAGGCCAUCGAGGUCAUGUUCAGCGUACGCAAGGGCCACUUCUCGCCUCGGGCCAUCUACGAGCCGAUCCGGCCCGACAGUGACCAUCAAGAUGCCCGGUGGAUAACGGUCAAUCUUCGGCACCGUGUGGCCCAGUGGCUGAAGGUCAGGCUCAUUCACAGAGGAAAGUGGAUCCUGAUUAGUGAAGUGUCAUUUGAAUCAGAGGAUCUCCCUGACAACUAUGACACUAGCACGGCCACAUAUGACACACCCGUAGUUGGCCCGCCGUCUGCAGGUCCUGCUGACCACACCACAGUGUCCACUACAGAUGCUGACCAUGUCGUGCCACAGACUGGUAACGGAACGCAGAAACCAAAUCUUAUUAGCUCAACAAAGCUAAGUGAAGGAGGAGUAUCCCACACACCUACCAAUGGUUCACCGAUCGGUACUGUCAUCAGCGUCGUUGUCACCGUCCUUCUCCUCCUCGUCCUCGUGUUCGCACUCCUCCUCUUCCUCUACCGACGCAAGUACAUCAAACUCAAGCACCGCCUCCCAACCCUUGCCUUCGAAGCCAACUGCAACGGGGGCGGGGCCACUAUCAACAACUGCCCCACGAUCGCGACGAUGACGACGGUACCGAGUCGGCGUUCCAACCCAACCUACCAGAUCACGCAUCCAGACGAUGAGCCGCAGUACCAUGUGAUUGAUAAUAUGAUGGCGGAAAGUGAAGACGAACUGGAUAAUAUGUCUGAUUCUUCAAGAAUAUAUGCAGAGCCUGAGAAUCCCACCUGUACAUAUAAAGACAAGCAUAUGCUGCAACAUUAUGCUGAAACAGAUCUUAUCAAUAUACAGGGGGUGUCAGGAAAUACAAUAUAUGGAGUGCCAUCUCAGUGCAUGGAGAAGCUCAACAAUAGUCGAUUGCCUUGCCCAGAAUAUCCGAGGUCACAGCUCAACUUCUUAGAGUUACUCGGAGAGGGAAUGUUUGGCGAGGUUCAUCUAUGUGAAGCUGAGGAUAUCCAAGAUUACAUUGGGAAUGGAUUUCCAUUUGAAAAUAAAAACAAGGGAGAAAGAACUCUGGUCGCUGUGAAAAUGCUCAGAAAAGAUGCCUCCAAAAAUGCCAGAGCGGACUUCAUGAAAGAGAUGAAGAUCAUGUCGCAGCUCCGUGAUCCCAACAUCGUCCGUCUCCUAGCCGCGUGCACGGAGGAUGAACCAUACUGUAUGAUUGUGGAAUAUAUGGAGAACGGGGACCUCAAUCAGUUUCUUUACGAGAGGGAAGGGUUCCAGGUUGGCCUCAAUAACUGCAACGCUAACCUAUCCAAUGCUAAUCCAAGAUCAAUAAGUGUCGGUGCUCUCGUCUACAUGGCCACGCAGAUAGCCUCCGGUAUGAAAUACCUCUCAAAUAUGAACUUUGUACAUAGAGACCUUGCCACCCGCAAUUGCCUCGUCGGGAAAUCUUACACGAUACGCAUCGCCGACUUCGGCAUGAGUCGGAAUUUAUAUUCAUCCAAUUACUACAGGAUUGAAGGGAGGGCCGUUCUGCCUAUUAGGUGGAUGGCGUGGGAGAGUAUAUUAUUGGGCAAGUUCACAUCGAAAACCGACGUAUGGGCGUUUGGUGUGACGCUGUGGGAGGUGAUGAUGCUAUGUCGGGAGCAACCGUACUCAAGGCUCACUGACGAGCAAGUGAUCGAAAACACGGGUCAGUUCUUUGAAAAGGACGGCAAGCCGAUGUAUCUAGCCAAACCGCCGCACUGUCCGAAAGACAUUCAUAACAUCAUGAGACGGUGCUGGACGAGCGAGCCCACCCAGCGGCCGACGUUCGACUUCCUACACACGUUCCUUCAGGCGCGGAACAUCGGUUACGAGCCACCGGUAGCAUCAUAGUGAAUUCCCAGUAUUGUCAACGCGUUAUGGACGCUCUGUUUUGAAAUGUGUCGUACAGAUAUCAGAACUGAAGGAGCAGAAUGGACCAUUACUAGUACUAUACUCAGAGGAAGGGAAGAUAUGACGGAAAAUUCUUCUGCUGAAUCUCUCUCUCUUUCUCUUUACGUUUUGCCCCCCCCCCUUUCUCACUCUCACACUCCCUCUCUCUCUCUCUCUCUCUUCUUCUUCAAUCCACUCACUAUAUGUGAUAUCACAGAAUCUCCAUUGUAAUUAAUAUUCAUUGCAUUAUCAACAAGAAAUAAUAAUUUCUCAUGCAAAUGGGAGAAAAAUGUUGACUUCAGGAUACGAUGUUAUUGGUGAUCAUUUGUGAUCAGUGGGAAGAACUUGAAUCUCACCAAUCAUCCAGGAUCAACUCUUUAUCCUUGCAUCUGAUUUGUACUACUCAUCACAGCAAUCGUGCAUUAGUGAUCAAAGCCAUAAUUAGCGUUGUCUAAUUCUCUCUCUGCCACCCUCUUUUCUAAAUUAAGACAGAAGGCAGUCCCGCUUGUUGCUACGUUCAAUGUUACAGAAGUGAAAUUGACGUAAUUAUCAGAAUAAAAACAUUGUUCAAUUGUCAUGUAUUCCAGAUAUCGUUUACAAUGAGAGAAUUCUUGUUCCGGUUGUGAACAUGCUCACGCUACUCUGUAAAAAUAUUGACAUUCUGAAAGAAUGAAAUAAGUUUUGUCCUUUUGCAUCAAAUGCAUUUCGAUUUCAAUUUCCUACCCAUGAAAAUGUUCAUGUCAUGUAUGGUGCUUAUGUUAUUGAACGGAUAAAUCAAAUCCUUUAAUAAUUGUUUUAAUAAUUGUUUGACUAAUCCCACCAGACUAUGUUUCUCUAAAAUUUCCAAAUUUAAAAAAAGUUGUUAUAGUAAUAAUGAUAAUACAUGUAUUUCGUUCUUGUACAUGUAUAGCACAUAUCACAUUAUCUUCUAAUGUCGAUUUGCACUUUCAAAGAUUUUGGGAUAUUAUUACCCUUGAAUAAGUCUUCGUCUUUUAGCAUUUAUAUCUCUUUCUUGAUGAGUAUAUUCAAAAGAUAACUAGUUCCACAAAAACUAAGACAAUUCUGGAAAUUUGAAAGUAUCCAAUAAUAAUAAUAAUACUGGUAAUAAUGAUAACGGUAUAUUUACCCAGGGUAGCCACUUCAGUUCCGAAAACUAUUCUCCCAGCGGGCCCUGUUAUUAUUAUUACCCGGCUAAGCUAGGCUACCUAUUCAGGUGCACACAGCUUUUUGAGGAAUUACUUCCUGCCGGUACCCAUUUACCUCACCUGGGUCAAGUGCAGCACACUGUGGAUGAAUUCCUUGCUGAAGAAAAUUCAACAACAUCAAUAUAAAGGUUGUGUUGUCUCAAUGGUCUUAUAAAUGCUUCUUGUGCCUACAACUUUCUCCAAUAUUGAUUUUCUUCUUUUUUUAUCGAGGCUGUAAAUAUUUUUGCAAAUUUGUAUAAGAUGGUGUAACAUACGUUAACACAAAGAGGGGAAGAUCGUCAUAAAAUUAGCUUUUUUUAUACUGCCUUGUUGUGUAUAUUGAAAGAGAUGAACAUAAUGUAAAACAAGAUUAAGAGAUUUUGGAUGUGAAUAUUGGUCAUAUUUUGGACAAAGAUCUGUAGGUAUCUUGUAUGUAUGAUGUAUUUAAUCUGAAUAUAAAAUGGAUAUAAAGAAGUACUGAUUUUAUCUAUGUUUGAUCGGUUUAUCGAUGAAAUAAACAUAUUGUUGCUAGCAUUCCAUGUGUGCUGUCUGAUUGAAAAAUAGGCAUGGUUUAAGAAUGUAUGUUUCACAUAACUUUUUUUUGUUUUUUUAUCCCAGCAUUAUCUUACUCCAACUAAAGCUACUGAUCAGACAUAUGUGAUUGUUUAUUGUUGAAUAAUUUUUACUUUAAUUCACAUAAAAAAUGAUUACCACAUUAAAAUUGAUUUUGUUUAUAAAUGUAGCUGUAAUGAUGCAUAAUAUACAAAUAAUACACGUUUACGAGGGCAAUAGUACGAAUUAUACACACAAGGUACCUUUGGAACAGCUCUUACAUGCCUGAGGCAUAGCCGAGGGUGUUUGGACUAUUCCAAAGGUAACUAAUGUGUUUAAUAAUUCUACGGCAUGAGCAAAGUGAUGUGUAUUUCUUAUGUACUUUUUAAUAUAGUGAUAUGGAUCCUUAUUUGAUAACCAUCCUCAUCUCAAAUCCAUUGCCAGUCAAUAGAACUGGUCAUUAGUACCAUUCGUUAGCAAAUUUUCUUGUUAGCCAUUGAAUUCUUUUUUACAGAUAAAUAGCGCUAUACAAAUGCUAUUCAUCAUCAAAAAAUAAAUAAUUGAUAAAUUUCUGCCAACCUCUUGAUUAGGAUCCAUAUCACCAUUUUAUAAUAGAAAACAUAACAAACUUGCACUUGAGUGUAUGCACUGAUGGGCUGAACUGACUCCAUUUAUUUCUAGGAUAAUAAACUUUGAUUAAAAAAAAGAAAGAAAUAGUAUAUUUAGUAAUGUAACAAAUGUUUGGUGUUGGUAGUGAAAGGGUCAAUAAAAUCUUUGAUGUGUUCCCUUUUCUUCAUUUCAGGCCCCAUUCUUUAAAAGAUCAUCAAAUAUUGUGAUUUAUGCACAAGCUAUUGAAAUAGUAGAUUAUGAGAUUACUAUUCAUGGUUGAAUAUUCCAGUCCAUAUGUCCUCAGUUCGUUUAUUGUUUGUAUUCACAUUUUGGGGUUGAAAUAGUCUGGUAAUCAUAAUUUCAAUUGUCCAUGUACUAUGUAUAUAAUACUUAUGCCAAAGUAAUGAUUUAUAUGCCAACUGUAUAUAAUUCAGCAUUAUUUUUUAUCACGCUGUGCUACUUGUUCAAAUUGAUUCAAAAAUAUAUAUAAUCUGUGCUCUUCAUAAAUUUUAAGAUAUUUAUAAUAAAAAAGGCCCUGGAAUGUGUCGUAGGUGGAGUUUAAAAAAAUUUAUUCACUUUUCAUUGAUUGGACCUAUUUUAUUUAAUUGCUUUUUUUUUCACUUAUUCUAAUCAAUUAUAAAGUAACAGGAUUUUAUAUUCUCCCAUGAUUCUUUUUAUGUAUAAUCUUUAUUUGUCAAGUUCAAUAUUCUACACACUUAUUUUCUUGUUUUAUCUUUUUUAUGAUUUUUUUUUGUUAAAGGGCAGGAUGAUUGGUUAUUCUCUCGUUAAUUGAUUUAUUUGUUAAUUUUGAGGGUCCAAUUGCAAUUUAACCCUGUACUAAUUACAACGCCAUCAAAUCACUAGUAAUCUUCCCUCCAUUUGGGUCACCUGUCUUUGAAGGCAAUAUUAUUUUCCCUUGAAUAUAGUCAGGGGCGGAUCCAUGAUUUUCAAAAAGGGGGGGGCAAAUUUUUUGGAGGAAAAUUUUGAGAAGCCAAAAAAAAAAAAUGUUUUCAACCACAAAUUAAGGAUAUUUCGUACCCAAAAAAAUUUGACAAGCAAAAAAGAAAAGAAAAAAAAAGUCUUUAAUUUCAAAAGGGGGGGGGGGGCACAUUUCGGUUUCAAUGGCAUUUUUACAUUACAAAUUUUAAUUUUUCUUCUCAAAAGGGGGGGGGCACAUGCCCCCUGUGCCCCCCCCCCCCCCCUGGAUCCGCUGAAUAUAGUGUUUCCCACGUGUUGACUUGCAUUCACAAUGGUAUCCAAGGGGAGGGAGAAACAUAUCUAAUCACAUAAUCCAAACGGUUGGGGGAGGAGAGAGUGACAUAAUCACAGCAUCGCCAUCAUAUUUGAUCGCACAAUAAAAGUGAAUCAAAAUAAGGCAAGACUAGACAACUUUAUGAGGUAGUUACAGGAUGCAUUACAAAGAGGUAUUUAUUUGGGAUAUAAAAUAUUAAUACAUGUAUUCAUGUGGUAAAGGAGGUCUGAAAGUGAAGACUAUUAGAUGUAUUUUUAUUUAAAAUUAAACAAAAGAAAAUCUGUUCAAUGGAGCACUCUUAUCGAUAUUGUAUUGAUAUUUUGCUAUUGUAUUCUUGAUUGCAUACACUUGAUGUUAAAUGUUAUUAUCGGUCUCAAUGUUGACUUUAAGAUCGCUUAUUUUGCAAUAAACGAAGCUAUCAAAGUUUUA